GGCCAGAUAACCUCCAUGUACUUCAGCACGCGGAAGCAAUACAAGUGGCUGCGCUUCAGCGAGGACUGUCUGUACCUGAACGUGUACGCGCCCGUGCGCGCGCCUGGGGACCCCACGCUGCCGGUGAUGGUUUGGUUCCCGGGAGGCGCCUUCCUCGUGGGCUCCGCUACCACGUACGAGGGCUCAGAGCUGGCCGCCCGCGAGAAAGUGGUGCUGGUGCUCCUGCAGUACAGACUCGGCAUCCUGGGCUUCCUGAGCACGGGCGACAGCCAGGCCCGCGGAAACUGGGCCCUGCUGGACCAGCUGGCGGCUCUGCUCUGGGUGCAGGAGAACAUUGAAGCGUUUGGUGGGGACCGGAACCGUGUGACCCUGUUUGGCCAGUCGGCGGGGGCCAUCUCCAUCUCAGGACUGAUGCUGUCACCCCUAGCCCAGGGUCUCUUCCAUCGGGCCAUUUCCCAGAGUGGCACUGCCCUAAUGAAAAUCUUCAUCACUCAGGAGCCACUGAAGGUGGCCAAGAAGGUUGCCCGCCUGGCUGGCUGCAGCCACAACAGCUCCCGGAUCAUGGUAGACUGCCUGAGAGCUCUGUCAGGGGCCCAAGUGAUGCGUGUGUCCAAGAAGAUGAGAUUCUUCCACGUGAACAUCCAGAGAGAUCCUCGGGAGACGACAUGGCUCAUGGGUGCUGUGGUGGACGGCGUGGUGUUUCCAGAUGACCCUGUGGUGCUCUGGACCCGGGGGCAGGUUCUACCUGUCCCCUACCUUCUAGGUGUCAACAACCAGGAGUUCAGUUGGCUCUUGCCCUUUAUCACGAAGUUCCCGCUCAACCUGAACCUAAUGAGAAAGAAAAUCCUCACCAGGCUGCUGUGGAGUAUAAGCACCCUGUUGAAUGUCACUAAGGAGCAGAUACCUCUCGUGAUGGAGGAGUACCUGAGCAGCAGCGACAAGCACAAUUGGAAGACGUACCGGAACCACGUGAUAGACUUAGCUGGAGAUGCCACCUUCGUCUACUCCACACUACAGGCUGCUCGCUACCACCGGGAUGCUGGCCUCCCUGUCUACUUGUACGAGUUUGAGCACCAUGCUUCCUCUGGCAUAAUUAUCAAACCUCGCACUGAUGGGGCAGACCACGGGGAUGAGAUCCGCUUCGUCUUCGGAACUCCUUUCUUCAAAGGGCCAUCCACAGGUGAAGAGAAGGCCCUCAGCUUCCAGAUGAUGAGAUACUGGGCCAAUUUUGCCCGCACAGGAAACCCCAAUGACGGGAAGCUGCUCUACUGGCCACGCUUCGACAAGGAUGAGAAGUACCUGCGGCUGGAUCUUACUACACGCGUAGGGGUGAAGCUCAGGGAGAAGAAGAUGGCCUUUUGGAGUAGGCUGCACCAACCUCAAAGAAGUGAGAAGCAGAGGCCGUUCUGA
This is a messenger RNA of Lepus europaeus (European hare), 1410 nucleotides long. It is a transcript of the gene CES4A, whose product is annotated as carboxylesterase 4A. The record is from RefSeq and is a predicted model, not a curated record. The coding region runs from base 16 to 1410 and encodes 464 amino acids. The transcript has 12 exons. Lineage: Eukaryota; Metazoa; Chordata; Mammalia; Lagomorpha; Leporidae.